AUGGAUCACUCUGCUAUUUCUUCAAUUUUACAAGAACUUAACUUAAAUGAACAAGAUGUAGCUAAUAUAUAUCAUCAUGGUUCAUGGGUAUAUGGUACUAACUUACCAACAUCUGAUCGAGAUCUUAUCAUUGUAACACAUACACAUCAAGAUCCACUUAAAUUUCAUUGUGAUCUCGAUUAUUUUCAUGCAUUUGAAUUAUAUAAACUAUGGAAUCAAUAUGAUAUUUGUGUAUAUUCAAAAGAAAAUUUCGAAAAAACACUUGAAAAAAAUUAUUUAUGUUCUAUUCAAUUUGCAUUUUAUGAAAAUUUUACAGCUAGAAGAAUGUAUAAUCUCGAAGAUGAUUCAAUCUAUCCACAACGUAGUUCAACAAUGGAUGAAACUAGUCAAUCAAGUCGAGAUUAUCUAUUCAAAAACUUAUUUCAUGGCUUUCGAUACUUAGAUUUUGCUGAACAAUUAAUUCAAACAAAAUCCAUACAUGAUUUUAAACGAGUAUCAUAUAUAUUAGAUGAAAUGAAAACAAUACGUGGUGAUCCAACAGAUGAUUCAAAUCGAGACAAUGUACUUGAUUUUAUUGCUAAGAAAAGUACUGAAUACAAAUCAAAAUUAGAUUUACUUGUACCAACAAAUGCUGUCAAAGGUACAUUUGAAGCUCAUGCUACAUUUGAUUGUACACAUAAUACUGAAGAAGUUAUUGAAAAACUUAAAAAAGUAUGUGAAAAUACCAAAUAUAAAAUUAUUUUUAUUGAUUUGGAAACUAAUCAAAAAAAUUAUAAACUACAACAAUUAAUGACAUCAUCAUAUCAUUGUGGUGAAUAUCCAUCGAUUGUUAAACAAAUUGAAGAAGAAGUCUAUAAAUAUUUUCAAGAUUUUAAUAUUAUACGUCUUAAAAUUGAAUCAUUAGCAUCAAAUGAAGGUGUACCUAAAACAGAUAUUGAGAAGAAAUUAUAUUGGGAUCAUGAAACAAAUUAUUUUGAAUUUCAUUAUAAAGUCUUGAUUCAAAAUGAUAAAAAAAAAGAAAAAUAUGAAAAACUUAAAAAUAUAUGUACAAAUCUUAGAGCAUAUAAUUUACAUUUAUCACGUAAUGCAUUUAAAGAAUUGGACAAUGAUGAUUAUCAUUAUAUGAUUACUAUGCGUUUAUUUGAUAAUGGUCAAGAAAGUGCAUUUAAAACAAAUGAUGUAGUCGUAAAUGAUUUAACAACAUAUAAGUUUCCACCAUUGAAAGUUGUCCGAGAAUUUAUUGUUUACGAUAAUCAUAUUGAUCUUGAUCAAGGUUGGAAUUAG
This is a messenger RNA of Adineta steineri, 1284 nucleotides long. The record is from the annotation of a GenBank genome assembly. Lineage: Eukaryota; Metazoa; Rotifera; Eurotatoria; Adinetida; Adinetidae.